AUGACAAAAACGGCGAGCGCAAAGCGCAAGCGCGCCGAGAGGGAAGCCCUCAAGGCCGCCGAACAAGCAAACAAGCGCGCAAAGACGACCGACGGCAGCAGCACCCCCGAUGAUGCGACCGCCGACGCCCCGCGGGCCAAUCUGCCCAAGGUCGUCCUGGAGAAGAAGCUCUUCGUCGAGAACUCCACCGGCAAGGACCGCGUGCGCGAGGCGAAGCUCUACGAACUCCUCAGCAGCGAGAACGAGACGGACCGCAUCGAGGCCGCCGGGGCCAUUAUCUCGAGCCUGUUGGACGGCGAGGGCGUGACGGAGGCUUGUCUGGAGAGGCAUCUCGACUGGCGCCUAUUCAGAGGCCUCGCGAGCGGACGCGCCGGGAGCAGAUUGGGAUACAGUCUGGUGCUCACCGAGAUCCUGAGCCAGCUGCUGGGCCCGCCGAGGAAUCUCGCCAAGGAGAGGUAUACCGGCCUCACCUUCGAGAAGGUCCUGGGCAUGCUCCUCGAGAGGACGCAUGUCGGCGGGAACAUGCCGGGCCAGGAGGAACGGGAUCUCUGGUUCGGACAGCUCUUUGGCCUGGAGUGCUUCGUCCGCGCGCGCGUGCUGUUCGAGGCCGAAGACGGUCCCGAGCGGUGGAACGAGGUCUUGAGGUUGCUUGUAAGGCUGGGCAACAAGAAGGUCUGGCUGCGCCCGCAGUGCGGAUGGGUUGUUGCGCAGGCACUGGCCCAGCUGGACCGCAGCCGCAUCGAGAUGGUGCUGCAGCAGCUGGUGGAGCUCGGCUGGGCCAAGACACCUGAGGGUGUUGGGAUCUGGCUGAUUGCGCUUGAGCAGUGCCCCGAGCUGAAGAGCGACGACCAGUCGAAGCCGCAGCACCACCCGCUGUCGUCGCGGAACCUGGGCGACCUGGCGACGAUUCUAAAGGAGAGCAGCGCGAACGAGGAGCAGGCGGAGAAGGAGAAGCAGAUGUCGCAGAGGGGGCAGAAGAACAAGCAGGCCAACUGGACGCCGCAGCUGCACUUUGUGUGGGAUCUCAUCACUGUGCACUUUGCCAAGUUGGGCAGCGAGCAUGUUGAGGAGUUUAGGACGUUUUGGAAGAGGGUUGUCGAUGACAACUUCUUCGCAAAGGCGGCGACCGAAGGCCAGAAGUUCCGAGGCUUCUUGGUGUUCCAGAAGAUGCUCCAGGCGUACAUCAACAACGACGAGUUCCUCGACGUCCUCUUCAGCCGGAACGUAAUGACCUGCCUCAUCAACCAGGCGUCUCAGGUGGACCGAUAUCUGCACCGCGCGGCGCUGAAGACGUUGAAGACGAUCGAGGAAGCCUCCGCGUCGCACCCCGAGGCCACGGGCAUCAUUCUCGACAACCUUAUUAGCAACAACGGAUUGUACAGGUUCGACGUCAUGACGAAGACCAAGACGGUCGACAAGAUUCUGCAGCACGUGCAGGCUGAGACGGGCGAGGAUAUCAUUCAGGUCCUCAGUGGCCCUGUCAUGAAGACGGCCACCUCUGCCAAGGACAUCAACACCGUCAAGCUUGACCUCCGCGUGUACAUCGACUACCUCUUCCGCUUGACCACUUCAGCCCCAGAGCCCUCACUCCAAGAGCUGACUUCUCUCGCCUACGCCAAGCUCGUUUGGAUCCCGGAGAACGCCAACGCUCUGGUUCAGGAGCUGUCAAGGAACCGUCUCCAAUCCGCAUUUGCCAAGCUCUCCCGCAAGGCCGAGGAAUCAAACUACCUCUGCACGGCGGUCCAGUCCAUCAACCCCGACUACAUCCGCAUGGAAGGCGACAUGAAGAAGGAGGUCAACCAAGCCCGCAAGCGCCUGGAGAAACUCAUGAAGAAGGGCGCCGGCGCCGGCGAGGGUGCUGCCGACGACGUCAAGAUUGCGCAGGGCCUGGCUUUGCUGCACGCUAUCGCCAUCUUCCAGCUGUACAACGAGGAGCCGGACGCGUUCCAGCUCCUGAGCGAUUUGAAGGAGUACCAGUCGCGCCUCCAGGAGGACGAGGAGGGUGCUGCAGAGUUCUUGGUCGAGAUCCUCCUCGCGCUCGUGUCGCAGCAGUCUGCGCUCAUGCGUGAGGUAUCGCAGCGCGUGUUCGGAUACUUCACCAGCCGCGUCUCCCCCAAGGCUCUCGAGCUCCUGCUGGAUGUCCUCGCGGCUGACGAAAGCGCCAAGGGCCAGCAAUCCCUCUUCGACGUGAACGACGAUGAUGACGUCGAGGAAAUGGAACAGGAUGGGGAUGAGGAGGAGGAGGAUGACGACGAAGACGAGCUCGGCUCAGAUUUCGAAGUCGACUCGGACGUGGAAUUCGUCACCCUCAACGCCGGCGACGCCGAAGACGACGACGACGGCUCCGAGGCCGAGGACGGGGACGACGAAGAGGCCAAGAACCUGGAGGCCCUCGACGACGCCCUCGGCAAGAUCCUCAACAGCCACCGCCUCGACAAGGACCAGGAGGCCGACUCGUCCGACGACGACGCCGACAUGAGCGACUCGGACAUGCUCGAGCUCGACAACAAGCUCGCCGAGGUCUUCAAGCAGCGCGCCAAGGCCGCGCCGAGCAAGAAGAAGGAGCGCAAGGCCGCCAAGGAGUCCGUUGUCAACUUCAAGCGCCGCGUGCUCGAUUUGCUCGAGAUCUUUGUGCGCAACGAGGCCGGCAGCCCCACGACGCUGGCGGUCCUGCGCCCGCUGCUGGAGCUGGUCCGCACGAGCACCAUCAAGACGCUCGCGGACCGCGCGUUCGAGCUGAUUAAAGAUUACCAGAAGCGGCUGCGCAAGGCGCGCUCCUCUGCCGCGGCUGGCAAGGUCGAUAAGGAGGAGGCCCUGGAGGUGUUGAAGGGGGUGUAUGAGGAGCUGAAGGCGGGCGAGACGAAGGCGCAUGCCAAGGCUGCCGUGCCGGCUUGUCUUAUUGCCGCGUCGAGCGUUUUCCACGCGUACAAGGGCGACAGGAAGGUUGUUGAUGCGGUCGUGGGGGCCGUGGAGAAGGGUGCUGCUGGCGGGGUGCAGGGCGAGAUGAAGAAGGCAUGGGACGAGUGGUGCCGGAACCACGAGACGCUCAAGAAGCAGGGCGAGAAGAAAUAG
Messenger RNA from Colletotrichum gloeosporioides, 3072 nucleotides. Its product is annotated as DNA polymerase V. Gene Ontology annotation, biological process: regulation of DNA-templated transcription. The transcript has 2 exons. Gene Ontology annotation, molecular function: rDNA binding; transcription factor binding. Lineage: Eukaryota; Fungi; Ascomycota; Sordariomycetes; Glomerellales; Glomerellaceae. Gene Ontology annotation, cellular component: nucleolus. The coding region runs from base 1 to 3072 and encodes 1023 amino acids. The record is from RefSeq and is a predicted model, not a curated record.